GCUCGCCGAGCCCUCCCCACGCCCGAUGCGGGAAACACCUGCAAGGCCUUUUUUUCCUUUAUAACAGGGAAAUGCUGCCCGGAAAGAAGGGGAGUCGAGUUCCGCGGUGACCUCCUGUUCGAAUCUGACCAUCACCAUCUCGAAUCACCCUACCAGGACCUAGCAUCAUGAAGAGCCGAUUUGCAGCCAUAUCGGCGUCCGCCGUACUGGCUGCCGGCGCCGCGAUGGCCGACGACGCGUGGCGCGCGCCCGGGUCGGCCUUCGGAUCGCCGCUGCCGCCGUUCGUCGACACCGAGACCGCUGAAGUCUUCCGGAAAGCCGUUGCCGCGCCGAAUGCGACGCGUUCAAUCAAGUUGCGGCCUUUCGCCGACAGCGGCACGAGCAGCACCCAGCUGAGCCAGGACGAGUGGACUUGGCGCGUCAACGUCACCGAGCUCGCCCUGCCCCGUCUGCCCUCCAACCUCUCGGCCGCCGGCAUCGACAGCCCCAGCACCUUCGUGACGACGUACGACCUCUCUUGGCCCAAUGGCGGCAACAUCUCGUCCGGGCUGCGGGGGUCGUCGUCGCCCUUCUGCGUCACCGCGUUCGACUACCUGUUCCCGGCCAACGUCACGGACCUGUACACGGAGGCGGACGCCGGCAGCACAGACUGCAUGCCCGUCCUAGGCGAGGAGUGCUUGAACGCGCUCUACUACGACGGCAACAACCUCGACGGCGACCAGUGCGUCGUGCCGCAGUGGGGCAACAUCCCCGAGUGCAACGCGACGCUCGGCGCCGCCACGCGGGCCGACAGGGCCGGGCGCCCCUUCACCUUCAGCGCCGCGACGGCCGACGCCAACCCCGCCUCGGCCAACAACGCCCUGAACGAGGCGCCGCCGGUCCAGAGCGGGCAGGGCAUCUGGACGUUCCAGGGCGGGGUGCUCAGCGGCGCGGACGCCGUCCGGGGGUACCAGGAUGCCUCGGGCCGGCUGCAGGUCUUCAUGUUCAACACCUGGCUGAACAUCACCAACGGCCGGGUGAGCAAGCCCAACGUCCUCUGCAUGCGGGUCGACACCGCGGCCGCACCCGCCGGGACGUCGACCGCUGCUUCACCUUCCUCUUCUUCUUCUUCUUCUUCUUCUUCUUCUUCUUCUUCUUCUCCUCCUCAGUCGGCCGCUCCUCCUCAGGGCCGCGCGGUUGCUGCCGUCGUGGCGGGGGUUCUUGUAACUGUAGUUGCGUUGCUCUCCUAGAAACCCGGAAUGAUACUUUGAACCUGUGUUGCUUACUUACAUGCUGCGACCUCCGGUACUCGCCGAGAGAUGAUGGCGGACGUGCAAACGCGCUCUAACUGUCAUUAAUACCAGGAGCCAGCGGUCAUUCGAGACGCUUUGUUGGUUGAAGCGGCAGGUCGGAAUACUAUCUCAACCAUGUGGGAAAGCCCUUUGAGGACCAUUGAACAAGUGCAACAUUAUACAGAGCCGAGCUGGGUCAUCAUUCCAGGCGAUUGGACGUUGAAUGCACGAUCAGCUGUCCCAAAACAGGCAAUGCAAGCACUCUGGUGAAAAAAAGAGAGCGCCGAUUGUUCCUACUAUUACCACAGCCGCAGCAAUAGGUCAUACAGCUUUCGAUAUACUAAAAAAGGCGCAUCGACGAGGCGCUCUGUGUUUUGAAUACAAAUAAAAGAAUGUUCC
Messenger RNA from Colletotrichum navitas, 1670 nucleotides. RefSeq lists its product as uncharacterized. Lineage: Eukaryota; Fungi; Ascomycota; Sordariomycetes; Glomerellales; Glomerellaceae. The record is from RefSeq and is a predicted model, not a curated record. The transcript has 2 exons. The coding region runs from base 168 to 1229 and encodes 353 amino acids.